Molecule: messenger RNA, 2782 nt
Organism: Cheilinus undulatus (humphead wrasse)
Lineage: Eukaryota; Metazoa; Chordata; Actinopteri; Labriformes; Labridae
Exons: 10
Coding region: 19-1737 (572 amino acids)
Biological process (GO): interleukin-15-mediated signaling pathway; T cell activation; positive regulation of ERK1 and ERK2 cascade
Cellular component (GO): membrane raft; external side of plasma membrane
Molecular function (GO): protein tyrosine kinase binding; MHC class II protein binding
Source: RefSeq, a predicted model, not a curated record
GAGAGACGGAGAAUCACCAUGGAUGAGUUCAGAUGGAUUCACAUUUCUGUCAUUCUGACAGCGCUGCUUCACUUUACAGUGAGUGUAAAUCACCAUUUCUUCACUAUCAAACAAGGAGAAGACGUGACUUUGCCUUGUGAGAAGGUGAUCGACCAUCAGCAGAUAUGUGGCGGUACUAAAUGGCUCUUUAGUAAUUCAACAAAAAGAGGAGCAGAGCAGCUCAGUAAACAUAUACAGGUUAAUAAAAAAGCUGGAGCUAAAUCAGACAGACUGAGUGUUAGAGAGGAUUGUUCUCUGGUGAUGAAGAAGGUCACACAAGAGGAUGCUGGGCGUUAUGUCUGUAGAAAGGACAAAUGGGGACAAGAAGGAGAUACUCUGAGUCAUCUGUCCGUCAUCAACAUUACUGAACAUACAGACCACAGUUAUCUGUCAGUCACCUGUGAUGUGAGGACAUAUGGAGGUUGUAGACACACAGUGAAGUGGUUUAACGAGGGUUCAGACCAGGAUGAGAAUAAUCAACAUGUACAAACAUCACAGUCUGACUCUGGAUGCCGUGCCACCACCCAAAUCCCAAAAGCUCAUGCAUCCAGAGAUAUCUUAUUGGAGUGUGAAGUCAUAGAACGGGACACUGGAAGAGUUCAGUAUUUCCCCUUCAGUCAUCAGACAACAGCAGCAGCAACCACACCGUCUACCCUCUACUACAAUGCCAGAGAUGGAGAUGACGUCUCAUUGUCUUGUCUAAAUGUGAUAAAAGAUCAACAGAACUGUGACAGUGCUGCAUGGAUCUUCAAUAGACACAGAUCGGCAACAACAGUAGAGCUGGUCAGACUUGGACAGAUUACUGAAAACUCUGGAGACAGCCUGAGUGUUAGAGAGGACUGUUCUCUGGUUAUAAAGACGGUCAGAGUGGAGGAUGCUGGUCUUUAUUACUGUCGACAGUUCAAAUCAGGCAGACUACUAGCUCCAGAUGCUCCUGUUGAUCUGUCUGUUAUUUCCAUGACUGAGAAUGUGGACAGAGAUGAGGUGACAGUAACCUGCUCUGCAUCACCAUAUAACCAAUGUAUACACUCUCUGAGGUGGCUGUAUGAGGGUAAAGAUGUGAGAGAACAUUAUCAAGGUGUGAGGAUAUCAGAGAGUCACUGCUACUUCACCUCUGUGAUCUUCAAGACUUCUGAGCCAAAACCAAACUCUCUGGAUUGUGAAGUUACUGCUGAUAACAAAGUGGAGCUCUUUACCCUCAGACUUCAGCCCUCAGCUGAGAAACCAGGUGAGGACACAAAAAAUAACCCCGAGGAAACAACAACACCAGCAACAACAUCACAAACAACAACACAAGCAGCAAAAACAAAAACAGCAGCAACAAUGACACCAACAGGACCGACUGAAAAGACCAUAGCAGCAGGAUCAGAUACAACUGCAGUUGGUUGGGAGUGGUUGUACAUCAUUUUGCCUGUGUUGGUUGUAAUUGUGCUUGUGGUAACUGCUGUGAUAGUCAUCAGAAGGAAGAGAACCAAAGAGAACAACCCACAGAGGAAUGGCGAUGCUGUGGAUCCUGAGGAAGGUGUCAUGUACGCCUCCAUCAAGUACACCAAGAAGAAAAAGAAGGGAGGAAAGGUUUGCUUUGAAAAAGAUGCAGAUGAAGGCGGUGAGGUGACCUACUCCACUCUGAAAGCUUCCUCUGUUGAUUCCAGGAACCUCUACGCAUCCGUCAAGAAACCAAAGAAGCCGAGAGCUUAGCUUAUCUCCUACAGAGCUUUGUGGUCUCAUUUUCAGGGAGGAUUGCUGAGAUGAGAUUUUAUUCAGAAGGAGGUUUAGUGUGCGAAUGAGUGUCACAGCAUAGGAAGGUGAAGUAGGAACUCAACAUUGUUUUAUUUUUGUACUUCUUUUUAUUUCAUGUUUGGUUGUGCAGUACGUUAAAUAGUCAAUGGCAGAGCAAAAGUAUGAUUUCUUUUAUGGAUCAAUGAUUCUCAACUGGUCUAGCCUCAUGACUCACCACCAUCUCCUGAAUUAAUGAGAAAGCACAACCCAAAUAUACAAAAAUUUACAACCAUUCAAAUGUCUUUAAAAAAGUUUUGCUUUGGACUUUUUGUGGUGGUAGUUUAAAUUUUCUUUGUUUUUUUUUUCCAGAGGAAAAAAACACAACCAGGAUAAUAAGAUUCAUAGGUCAAGAGCUUAAGAGAAUAACUACAACAAGCUCCUUAUUACAUCAAAGCAAAGUGAAUAAAAUAUGUUAGUUUAUGUCCAUACAUCAUAGACUUUUUUCAGAUAUGGGGGCUUUUUAUGGCUCUGGUCUGAAUGAUGGGAUGGGGGCUGAGGUGGUGAGUGGAGACAACGACCCGUCACUGUCUGAGGAGUGGGGGAAAGAUAAGGUGAUUCUAAUUUCACAUUUUGGUAUCUUUCCUUCCUCCAUUCAUGUGGUUUCCUCGUGUUGUAGCUCCAACCAGCCAGGGAUUGAAAGAGAGAUGAGAGAGAGGAGGUACAACUUAGAAAAUGGGAAAUCCUUGGGUCAUGACAGGACUCUUGAUCCACGUCUUCUACUGAAGAUGUUGGCACAGCUGUAUUAUCUGGCAAAGCCACUCUCUGAUACUACCUGCAUGACUUUGGUGUAUUAAUUGUUAAAAUGACAUCCAACAAUUGUAAAUAAUUGAAUAUCAGCAGCUUGUACUUUUGAGUUACUACUGUUUUCCCACCUUGGUAUGUUUUAUGUUGUAAUUGGCCUUAGAAAUGUUUUUUAAAUGUUUCUUAUUCCUCUGUCAUGUUUGUUUGGAUUUUCUGUGAUGCA